AUGUCGUGGGAUCCUGGGGACUUUCCGGUUUUAAGUUCCCUGCGGGCGAGGGCGCGGUCCCUUCGUACCAACAACUGCUGCGAUGGCGUUUUUAAGCGGGACGCAUCGCAGGACGAUGUCGCGGUGCCAGAGCCGUGCUGGGGCGCAGCGAUUCUCUGCGCCCGUGGGGAGGAGGAGCGCGCCGGGGCUGCGCGGGGCCGGCCGUGCGGGCCCGUCCCGGGCGGGGGCCGGGGCGAGCUCUGGGUGUGUGUGACCGGCGGAAGCAGUCGCUCCACGUCCGGGUCGGGUGGCGCUGGCGGGGCGAUGCCGCUGGUGGUGGUGUGCGGGCGGCCGGGCAGCGGCAAGAGCCGGCGGGAGCCGGACCCGAACUGCCGCUGGGACCGGCCGCUGUUCACGGUGCGCGGGGACGAGCCGCUGCCGCUGGGCGCCAUCCGCGCCGCGCUGUUCGAGAGCGCCCCGCCGCCGCCGCACCGCUCCACCCGCACGCAGCCGCUGCAGUCCUGCGGCUUCCUGCACCAGCUGGACCGCGUCACCCAGGACGUGCUGGCCGCCGUGCUGGCCGCGCAGAGGAGCGGGGCACAGCCCGGCGAGACCAUCCGCGUCCCCGGCGUGGCCGAGGGGCUGGUGCUGAGCCGGCCCGUGAGCGUGGCCGAGCUGAGCCGGCUGCGGAGGCAGUUCAUCAGCUACACGAAGAUGCAGCCCAGCGAUGAAAACCUGCCCCAGCUGGCCAGCAUGUUCCUGCAGUACCUGAGCCGCAGCAUCCAGUGAAGUGCCACCUGUGCCACCCAGCAGUGGCGGUGGUCCGGCCCCGAAGUACUUGCAGCGGGAAGAAUGUGCCUUCAGCACAGACCCUGCAGAGCCUGGGUCCCAGCCACCGGGGAUCACAUCACUUGGCAGCAGCAGCUCUGAGAAGAUGGGCCCAUGUCCCUGCAGCAGCCGAGCCAGCUGCAUUGCUGGGGAGAUCUCUCGGGAAGCAGUCCUCACCCCUUGCAUUCUCCCUGCUGCCCUCUUGCAAGAAGGAGAGCUACUGUGCAUCCCCAAGCAAGUGAGGUCUCCUGUGGAGACGCAAACCCCUGUAAUCAAAUAGCGUGACAUGAAAGUGCAAAAGGUGAUGACUGUAGGGAAAACUUUUCCCUCCACAUUGGCAGGUGUAUGCCUGGAACAAGAAGAUUGUUUUUCCAGAGCUGCCUCCAGAUAAUGUCAGACUGCAGAAGAGACUUCAGGUCCAGAGCUGGAACAGGCUGUGUUUUUAGGAUGUGACUGUUUCAAAGAAUCUAACUGAGCCCAAGAGAGAUUUUCAACUCUGCACUGCAAAAGGGUGCUGGCCUAACAAACUCAAACUUCUCUGUUUCAGGUCUGAUAAUAAAAUGUGUGCCUUAAAUGGAGUAAAGUCUUAAUUUACCUGCAGGACUAUUUUACUGAAAUAACUUGGCCAUGAACUUUUUUAUUCAAGGUCAUCAUUAUACACCCUUAAGAACACAAAUUGCUUGAGUGUUGUUAUAGGAAAAAUGAGCUAAAAUGACAGUGUCUGUUCUGUACUCGUAAAGUCUGUACUGGCUGUGUUGGGUAACUAAGUUUCCAUUAAUUUUGAGUACAGCUUAUAUAAAAUUCUCGCUUUCUGGUGGAUGCUUCAUUCUAAUAAAUGGUGGCUUCUGGUUUUAA
Molecule: messenger RNA, 1662 nt
Organism: Parus major (Great Tit)
Lineage: Eukaryota; Metazoa; Chordata; Aves; Passeriformes; Paridae
Gene: KTI12
Product: KTI12 chromatin associated homolog
Exons: 2
Coding region: 1-768 (255 amino acids)
Source: RefSeq, a predicted model, not a curated record